GAGGAAGGAGACGCCAUUAGAGGGAGGCGGAGAGCGAGCGUUCCUCGCCUCUCCCCCGGUUCCUGACGUGGUGCCCGGGGCCCUUCACACUCGGACUUUCCUCUCGGCGCUUCCAGGCCUCUCCCGGAGGCGGCAGUGGGGACGGCGCCCGGGGCGGGGGGCGCCGGUGCGGAGGGGCUGCGCGGGCCGCGGCUGUGAAGGUGCCGCGGCGUCUGGGGAACUCGGCGCGGCGCUAGGGCUCGGGCGGCGGGGACGCGACGGGAUGGCUGCGGCCGGCGGCGGCGGGGCGGCGGCGGGCCGAGCCUACUCGUUCAAGGUGGUGCUGCUGGGGGAAGGCUGCGUGGGUAAGACGUCGCUGGUGCUGCGCUACUGCGAGAACAAGUUCAACGACAAGCACAUCACCACCCUGCAGGCAUCAUUCUUAACAAAGAAGUUAAAUAUUGGUGGGAAGAGAGUAAAUCUUGCUAUAUGGGAUACAGCAGGUCAAGAGAGAUUCCACGCAUUGGGUCCAAUUUACUACAGAGAUUCAAAUGGAGCUAUUUUAGUUUAUGAUAUAACAGAUGAAGAUUCUUUUCAGAAGGUUAAAAACUGGGUGAAAGAAUUACGGAAAAUGUUGGGAAAUGAAAUCUGUUUAUGUAUAGUAGGUAAUAAAGUAGACUUGGAGAAGGAGAGACAUGUUUCCAUCCAAGAAGCAGAAUCGUAUGCAGAAUCUGUGGGAGCAAAACAUUAUCACACUUCAGCCAAACAGAACAAAGGAAUUGAGGAACUCUUUCUUGACCUUUGUAAAAGAAUGAUAGAGACAGCACAAGUGGAUGAGAGGGCAAAAGGCAAUGGUUCCAGUCAGCCGGGAGCUGCAAGGCGAGGUGUACAGAUUAUUGAUGAUGAACCUCAAGCCCAGAGCGUUGGCGGAGGGUGCUGUUCUUCUGGAUAACUGUUCACCCCUAAGAAAGUAAAAAAAACAAACUGUGGAUCAUUGCCCUCAACAUGAAGACUGCCAUAUUCCAAGUCACAUUAUUUUACCGAUGGAGUUACAGAAUUAACAGUAUUUUAAAUUACGUUUAUAACUGCAGAGACCUUAAGUGCUAAACUUAGUGGAGUUUGUGACCAGAGAAUUGGCAUUUUCUACAAAUGUUAACAAAGCAAUUACCAAUGGCCUUUUUACAUAUUUUUUUCUUUAAUAAGAAAUAAUAUGCAUGUAGAAAAGACCUACUUAAAGGCUUCAUUUAUAUUCUUUUAAAUCAAAUCUUUAUUUAAUAACUUAUAUAUGUUGUUGGAAUGGUAUACAUUUUUGCAGUCCUUUGUAUUUUGUGGUAGUUUGAACUGUAUCCCUUCUAAAGAGCAAACUGUCUUUUGUUUUCUUCUUCUGUCUUUUUUUUUUUUUUUUAAUUAGCAGAUACCUGAAGUACUAUUUUUGCAGGGUUUGCACAGGCCCCUAACUGUCUACUACACUUUGAUAUACUCUAUAUACAUCCUGUAUGCUGAGCUGGUAAAAUACAAUGUAAAUUACAUAUUAAAUAUUUUAUCUGCUUUUACAAGUGCAAGGUGCAAAAAUAUAUACAGUAGUCUCAUUGAUGACUGUAAAGUGAAUUAACAUUUGGUGAUAAUGCCUAAGCUUUUUGACUCUGAUAUAAAGGUCAUAGCUCCCCUUCACUUCUGUCUUAAUUUGAAAGUGGUGUGUUUCAAGUUUCUCACAUACUUUACUUGAAUUAUUGCUGUUGUCCUGUUUUUCGCCUCUAAAUCCAUCUGAUCAUUGAGCAACAGCAUUUGCCUUUGGGUUUUGGGUUGUUUUGUUCUUUUGUGGGGUUUGCGGGGUUUUUUGUGGGGCGGGGAUAAAAGAGAUGACUUCUGCCGUUUUUGCUUUAGAAUGGUUACCUUAGAAGUAUUUGAAGAGCAUGCUGAGUUUCACUUCUGCGAAGCUUUAGUUUUCUCUUAGGCUUUAUAUGAAAUGGAUUCACUGGUAUGAGAAGAGAGGAAGAAGCCCCAGAUAGUAGCCGCUCACUAAGACUUUUACACAGCAGCAUGUUAGUGGUGGUUUCUGCUCCCGAGGCAGCGCUUCUAGAUCCUUCCUGAGCAAAUCGUAUUUGUUCAUUGCUUGCCAGAGAUAAACACAGAAAGUUUUGUUUCAUUUUGUAAGCGCUAUCCUUCUGAAUUUCUUUGAAGGGAAACAUUUCAUGUAAUGCAGUUAUAGCAAACACUGGAAAGAUUUAUUAUAAAAUUAUAUUCUUGUAUACUUUGUAAAUUAGUCUCACUAGGUUUUUUUUUCCUUAAGCAUAAGACUAAACCUAAAUUUGUUAAUUUUAAUAGAAUCAGGCACAGGAAGAACACAAAUUGUGUAAAUUAACAUAAAUUGUUCUUGUUCUAAUAUAUAUAUUUUUCCAUUUCUGUCAUGCUUGGAAAACUAGUAAAUGUUAUGUCUAAGAUAAAAUGAAAUGGUCCCUGGAUUUACUUCUUAUAAGAAGCAGUAGUUAUACAAUAAAGUUAUUAGCUUGAACACUUAAAAGAAUAUAAAGAAGUUAUAGUUACUAAAAAAGUAACUUUCCCAAAUGGAUUAAAGUUGAAUGAAUUGCCAUCUUGAUGUUAUGAUAUUGCAAUUUUAACUUAGUAUUAAGUAUUCUAUAAGUCUGCAUUUUUACCCUCUUUAAUUAUUAAUCUCUGUCACACUCAACACAUGGCUUCUCUGUUGUGUGUGUUGAGGGAGGGUGGGGUGUAAAGAGUUGCCUGGAAGAUAAGCUAAAGUUGUCCUCUUUUAUGGGAUGAUCGUACUCUGUGUAGUUUCUUGGUUUCCUGGAGGGAGGCAGGGGGAAUUCUGAGUACAGAUAUUGGGACAAAUCGUUUUUGCCUUCCUGGUUAUUUUGUCCAUAGAGAAAGUCUUGGCUAUAGAUGUAGUGGGAUAUAAGCUCUUCUCCAUUGGAGUGAAGUAUGUUUUUAAAACUAAUUAGAGAUGAAAUUGAGGUUUAUUUUAAAAAGUAAAAUCAAAAGUCAUGAUUGGAGAGUUGGACUCUUCGAUUUUCGACCCUAUAUUAAUGAUAUAAAGUCCAGAUAGAAACCUCUUCUCCAGAGUUGCCAGGUAAUUGGUGAGGUACAACCACUCUAUGUUUCUUUCUUUACUCUUCCUUGGUUUCUGUGUAUCUUCCUUAACAUCAAGCAUUUCAUUCUUUUUUUCACCUGUAAUUUAAACUAAUUCAGUAGCAACAAUAGAUAAUAUGGUAUACCUGACCUUGCUCCAAAGCUCAAAAGUUUUAGGUAGGAAUAGAGUGAAAGGGUAGUGAAAGAGGACAAAUCAGUUGCCGUGUGUAUUCAAAGGAAAGAUAAAAAAAAAAUAAACCAAGGCUAAGAAAGUUUUUCUGAUACUUGCUUUACCUCCCUAAUACAUCUUUUGUGUUCUUGUCCUUAUAAUUGUGCUACUAGGAAGAAGACACAAAUUAUCAUGUGUAUUAAAAGUAGUAGGUAGGUAGAACCAAUGUAUUUUUCAACUAAUAAGUGUAUACUGUUGGUAUAUAUAAGUUUAAAGUUGGUUUAAGAUAGUCAUUAAAAAGGCAUCCAGAUAUUUAAAGUAUACAAUCAUAGUUUCUGUAAUGACGAUGGGUAUUCUGCUUGUUUUGCAUUGUGAUUAUAGAGGAAGAUUAUUGUUUUUAAAAAUACACAUUUCACAAUUUGGGGGUAAACAGUAAUCUGAAAAGAGCAUCACAUUAUCAUAUGAAAUGUUAUGGCUGUAACAGCUAAAUUAAAAUCUUUUUAAAAAUAUUAGCUUGUAUGUUAUUAGUAAUUACUUUUUAUUUGGCAUUAAAAUAAAAGCAGAAUAUUUCAUUAUUAGAUUUUUAUUAAGAAAAAGAGAAGGAAGGUAGUAAGUAGAAUGAAAGGUAGAUAGGAAAUUCUACAAACUUACAAUUUUUAAAAUCAUUUUAAAAAUUAUAGUACUUUUAACAGAUAGUUUCUAAAUAAGGCAAAUUAUGCAUUGUGCCAAAUAUUUAGAACAUUAAAAAUGAGUUGUUACACUGCUUAUUUCUUUUAACCCAUAAUUUGCAGUUUUCUGUAUUACAGAUGCUACCAGGGGUCUAGAUCAUUGAUCUUAGGUUAUCUUCAGACGACACAACUUACAUUCUAGAGGGGUUGACCCAUGCCUUUGACUUGACAUUUACCUUCUGACUUCUGUUUGCCAUUACAGUUUUUUAAAGUGGAUACUUUAAAAGUAUCUCUAUAUCUAAAAGAAGAUGUGUUUUUUAAAGUAGAUACCAAAAAAAAGUAGAUACAGUGUAACAAAGAGGGAAUACUUAAUUUGUAACCAUUUAAAAUGUUGAGAUCUUCUGGAAAAUGGGGUAGAUAGUAAUGACCAGCAAGAACCUUACAAUAAUUUCUAAAGAUAAGAGAACCUGAAUAGAUCCUUAAGUGUUCUUUUCUAAAUUAUAAAUUGCAUUACCUAGAUUUUAAUAACUAAAAGCUGGGAUUCAUUGAAUUUGUACAUUUACUUGAUUUCAUAAUAGUCAUUGAUUCUAGUAAGCUGCUGUUCUAUAAUUUUUUAUCAACUAAAACUAAUAAUAUAUUUGGUGUUGUGGGCUAAAAUUCAUGCUAUCCAUAUGUCUGACUUUGAUAGCUUUUCCCUUUUCAAGAAAACUAUAAUUUUGAGCAAAUUUUCCUACAUGUAAGUAUUUUAGUAUUAAUCACAUGUAAUGAAGAAAUGUAGAAAUACUCUUAAACGUUUGCAAUUUUAAGCAGACUGCUUUGCUUCUAAACAAAUGCCACUUUGGCAGAUCUUCAGCACUGCUUGGGCUGUCUGGGAUUUACAUAUAAUCUCUCUUCUAAGGAAGCUGAAUGUGCUUCUGGGUGUUAACCUUUCUACUGCAGCAUCUUUUCUGCAGUAGGUAAUGAACAUGGCAUGGUGCAUGGCACACCCAGAAAGAAUCUUAUUUAAAGCAUCUGGUCCUCCAAAAUAAUGCACAUAUUUCCGAGUGCAAUGGAUUAAAGCCAAAGGAUGAGCACACCUACUUAAAUGAUCUUUAUUGUCAUAAUAUCAGUUCUCUCUGAUUUUGGUACUUCCUGGCGACUGAAUCAUUUCUUCAUUAUCAAAUACUCAAGAAACAGCUUAUGUGAUUUCCUUAAAUUUGAGCUUGUGUGGAGCAAUGAGAGAAAGGUGAGGGAUAGCAGGGGUAAAGUAUGAUGAUGAUGAAAAACAGACAACAGUGGUAUUUGGUAAACUAUACCUUUAGUGGUGGGUUUCUCUGGGGGUCAGUGGUAAAGAAUCCGCCUGCCAAUGCAGGAGAUGUGGAUUUGAUUGCUGGGUCAGGAAGAUGCCCUUGAGAAGGAAAUGUCAACCCACUCCAGUAUUCUUGCAUGGGAAAUGCAAUGGACAGAGGAGCCUGCUGCAGUCCAUGAGGUCACAAGGAGUCAGACACAACUUAGUGACUAAACAACUCAACAGUCUUUGGUGGUAGCAAGCUAUUUUAAGGAAACCAUCAUAUGAAGUACUUUCUAGAAGUAUAAAAGUUCCUCAUUUUGUAUUUAAUUACAUAUGACUAUAUUCUAGGAAAAAAAUUAAAAAUACAGAUAUUGUAGAAGUGCCACUAGGGUACCUCAGAGUGUAUACUCUUCAGUCACCUUUUCUUUAUGCAUUUACAUACAUAUAUAUUUACCUGUAGAAAUAUAUAAUUUUGUGCAUUUUUACAUAUUGUAGUGUCUUACUAUGCAUAUGUUUUGCAACUUGCUUUUUUUCCUACCAAAAUGUCUAGAUUUUACAUUACAGUAUAUACAGAUUUUCAUUUUCUUCCAAAUCUCUCUGGGUGUGUUUUGCCUUUUUAUAUAACUUCUGACUCUCCAUAAAACCUCCAGAAACUUCCCUGGCAGUCUGAUGAUUAGGAUUCCUCGCUCUCAAUUGCAGGGAGCACAUUUAGGUCACUGGUGUAGUCAGGGAACUGGGAUCCCACAUGCCACAUGGCCUAAAAACAAACAAAAAAAACUUCCCCAGAGGAGUCUGGCCAAUUAGGUGGAUUUCAUUAGAAUCAUAGAAUUUAAAUGCAAGGCAGGACUUGACUUAGAAUCCGGGUUUCUUUUUAAGCAUGUGAAUCAAGAAAUUAGACAUCUGCCUACAAUUCAUUUGAAGUAUUUUACUUUUGGCCUACUGUUGACUAAUAUAUAAAAUUCAGGAGUUUAGCAGAUUUUUCUUUAUUCGGAAUAAGUUUUUAUUUGAGGAAAGAAGGAAAAAGGGGAAGGUAUAGUUGAUAGGAAAAAGAGGACAAAUGAGUAUUUAUACAGCUUUGAGCAUUACAUAACACAAGACUUCGUGCCACCAAAAAUUGAAAACCUGGUUAAUUUGUGUCAUUAAUACAGAAUGAAAAAUGAAAAUCUUUCUUCAGGUCUCCACCUUCCCCACCAUCCCUCUUUAGCGGUAACUAUUGUUAACAACUUGGUAUGUGUCUGUAUCUAAUAUAUAAAUGUUUUAGUUUAUCUUUGGUCUUUAUAAAUAUUCAGUUCCCUGAAAGCAAUUUCUUGUUGAGUUGUAAAGUCGUGUGUGACUCUGUGAUGCCAUAAACUGCAGUACAUCAGGCUUCCCUGCCCUUUGCUGUCUCCCAGAGUGGGCUGAAACUCCUGUCCAUUGACUUAGUGAUGCCAUCCAACCAUCUCAUUCUCUGUCACCCCCUUCUCCUACAGUCCAUGGGGUCUCAAAGAUUUAGACAUGACUGAAAGUGUUAGUCGCUGAGUCGAAAGCAAUUUCUACCCUAUGUCAAAUUCUGCCCUCAAUCAAUGGACCAACUUUCCAAGAACAAAUCGGAAUCAUACCUUUUAAAAGAAAGUUAAAUCAGUGAUGACAGUUCCUGAACUAGAAGUUAAGUACCUGACUUUUAAGAUGUUGUACAUUUUGUAAAUUAAGCUUAAGAGGUAACUAGCAUUCUGGGGAAGUCCAUAAAAUUAUUGGUUUUGCCCCCUUUGGAAAUAGGGCUAGGAAAAAGGGGUGAGGAAGUCCAAAGUCCUUGAUACGAGUGUAAUUUUUGGCAUAUUUUCCUGCUUGAAAAGUAUUGUAAUGUCCCCAACAAUUACUUUAUGAGUACUUCUCUGCACUGUCAAGGUUAUAGCUAAGCAUGUGUGCUGAGACAUAAAUGUGUGUGCUCCAGAACAACAGAUUUAUUCAUAUUUGACUUUUAAUGAAAACAAUUCAGACAGCAAGUUAAGCACAAGUUUACAUGAUUUUGUUGUUUCCAUAUGGUAUUUUUAAAAAUUUAAAAUAUGUUCUCUGUUCAUCAUGACUCAAUUUCAUUCAUUCAUUGAGUGCCCAGAGCAUGCACAGGGGAACCAGACUUUCUUUAUAGUUAGAGCUUGGAGAUGGGGAACUGAUUACCAUUGCCCAUAGUCUAGGAUAUAAAUGGUUUAUUUGUGGGUAUGAGGUCAACCAAGCACAUGUUCACAUUCUGUUUGAUCACAUAGAUAGGUACUGGUCAAACUUGUGCAGUAAUUAGAGUGACAGUAGUUGGAGAUGAUAAGUGAAUUUGUGGUAAAGCUGAACAGAAUUUUGGGUCUUGGCAAACAGUACAUUUUCUAGCCAGAUUAAAAUAGAAUAACAAGUUUUCUAGUCUUAAGUGGCAAUUAAGUCCUCAAGUCCUUAUUACUUUUCCAAAUUUUGUGGUAGCACUGAAGAAACAUGUCUUUUGAUUGUUACACAGCUUUUUUCUUUAAUCUUAAAAAUGUAUUUAAAAAAGCAAUUGUUUCUUUGCCUUUGACGGCUGUUCCCUUGUUAUCAGAUAGUAAUCCAGGACACAGUCCAUUCCUGAGUGCCAGUAAACCCUUCUGGGGACUGUAA
This is a messenger RNA of Cervus elaphus (red deer), 7786 nucleotides long. RefSeq names its product RAB21, member RAS oncogene family (gene RAB21). Bases 263 to 931 code for a protein of 222 amino acids. Gene Ontology annotation, molecular function: GTPase activity; GTP binding. The record is from RefSeq and is a predicted model, not a curated record. The transcript has 7 exons. Gene Ontology annotation, biological process: Rab protein signal transduction. Lineage: Eukaryota; Metazoa; Chordata; Mammalia; Artiodactyla; Cervidae.